Fomitopsis serialis is the source of this 1142-nucleotide messenger RNA. RefSeq lists its product as uncharacterized. The transcript has 7 exons. The record is from RefSeq and is a predicted model, not a curated record. The coding region runs from base 32 to 946 and encodes 304 amino acids. Lineage: Eukaryota; Fungi; Basidiomycota; Agaricomycetes; Polyporales; Fomitopsidaceae.
UCGCGUUCAUCUCCACCGCGUCCCGCUCCCAAUGUCCCUCGCAGACUCUCCUGGCAAGCAGGCCAAAAAGGCCAAAAAAUCAAAAGAUGCGCUGCAAACAGGACAACACACACCGGUAGCCAGCACGUCUUCUGCACCCUCCGAGGGCAAGAAGAAAAAGAAGAGCAAGUCGCGGGCCACAGCAGACGAGGAAGCACCCGCACAUCCUCCUUCCGAUCAAACGAAUCGAAGCGAGGCGCAUGCCAGUGACGACGCAUGCCGAUGCAAGGACGGCGGCGAAGCCAUUGCUGUGGCUGCGCCUGCACUGGAGGACGGUAUCGCCACCACUACAGCCGCGGAGCGGUCAAAGGACAAGAAGAGCAAGAAGAGCAAACACAAACGCGAGGACGCCGAUGUAGCCAAGAACUCGCACAAAGGAAAAGGAGUUGAUGAGGUAGAGGACGAGGCCGAAGCAUCGCAAGUGACGAAGAAGAGCAAGAAAGAGAGGAAGCGAAAGCGCGAUGCUCAGGCAGAGGGCGAUGCCACUGCUGUUGAGACCGGCGAUGCCCCGGCGGACGUGCCGAAGAAGAAGAAACGAAGACGCGGAAAGACAGACUUCCCCAGUCCUGCAGAGGACGAGGGUCUCAGUGAGCAGGCUUCCAAAGCCUUGCAGUAUGCGUUCAACCACUUCGACGACCCCAGCUCUUGGAAAUUUAACAAGGCGCGGCAAAAUUGGCUGGUCCGCAAUCUAUGGUCCCAGCAAGCUAUACCCGACACAUACAUUCCACUGUUGACACAGUACCUGGCGGGCGUAAAGGGAGGGACAAGAGAAGCCCUCAUCAAAACAUACGGCGGAACUGAGUCUACACCCGCUGAAUCCGAGCAGCCCGCCGCGGCUGCAUUAGACGAUCGCGAAAUCAAACGCGCUCGAGCAUCUGCUCUUCUGGCCGUUCUCCGCAACCUAUAAUAGCAUUACACAGAUACCGCUAGCUCAUGUCUGCACCACGCACAGAAUUUCGCGCCCUAACGUCCAUGUUCGCCUGAUAGAAGCAUACAAAGGCUUGCCAAAGCGAGCGAUUGGAUUGGCGAUACCUUGAGACGAGGGCUUGAGUUUGACCUGCGGGUCGACGUCGACUCCAUACGAGCACAAGUAAUGGUCAUUA